Dovyalis caffra is the source of this 1089-nucleotide messenger RNA. The record is from the annotation of a GenBank genome assembly. NCBI's taxonomy places the organism in Eukaryota, Viridiplantae, Streptophyta, Magnoliopsida, Malpighiales, Salicaceae.
AUGGCGCUAUGGAUGGAAGCAGGGUCGGAACCCAAAACACAGAGCGAGAUUGCUGACCUUCAAGCUAUCUCCGCUCUUAAACACUCUACUGCUCUGGAACUCAAGGAGAAAGGUAAUGAGUAUGUCAAGAUGGGCAAAAGGCAUUAUUCUGAUGCUAUCGAUUGCUACACGAGGGCGAUAAAUCAGAAAGCUCUUAGUGAUUCUGAGAACUCAAUCGUUUUUUCAAAUAGAGCCCUUGUUAAUCUACUGCUGGGAAAUUAUAGGCGUGCUCUUACAGAUUCUCAGGAAGCAAUUAAGCUUUGUCCAACCAAUGUUAAGGCACUGUAUCGAGCUGCCAAGGCAUCCCUGUCAUUGAAUUUGUGUGUCGAGGCAAAAUCUUAUUGUGAAAAUGGACUUGAGCAAGACCCAAAUAACGAAGAACUGAAAAAACUUGCCAGGCAGAUAAAUUUACUGAAGAUGGAACAGGAUAAGCGUGACGCUGAAGUUUCAAAGGCUGUGUUAGAGGCUAAGGACCUACUUUCUGCAAUUGAAGAUAGGGGGUUGAAGAUUGGGAAGGCAAUGUUUCAAGAACUUAUUGGAUUGAGGAAACCAGUACUUGAUAAAAAUAAAAUUCUUCACUGGCCAGUUCUUCUUUUGUAUGCAGAGGUUAUGUCCAGUGACUUCAUUGAAGGCUUCUGUGAAACAGACAUGUUUUCAGCUCAUCUUGACAUGAUAUCCAUUUUACUAGAAUUCUUUUCUCCACCAUUGCCAUGGGAUACAGAAAACAAUUAUACUCGUGAAGCUGUUGAAUUAUACUAUGAGGCUGGUUCUGGAGUUCCUUUUUCCAAGAAAAAAAUGUUUCAUUAUCUACUAGAAGGGACUGCAGGUGGCAAUGUGGAAAAUGUUGAUAUAGAGAAGGAUGCCGUUGAAAGCCAUGGUGCAGGAAAGGGCUCUUCAAAAUGGGUAAAAGUAAAUGAAAAGAGAAUGCUUACUGAUGUUCUGAAAGAAUCUGACUUCAUUAUCUCAGGGAUCCCAGUUUUUUAUGUCGUUUCAAAGCGCUCCAGCUUUUAUAUAGAGUUCAAAGCUGGCAAAUGGGCUCUUCCACCAUGA